This is a messenger RNA of Orbicella faveolata, 1064 nucleotides long. RefSeq lists its product as uncharacterized. The record is from RefSeq and is a predicted model, not a curated record. Lineage: Eukaryota; Metazoa; Cnidaria; Anthozoa; Scleractinia; Merulinidae.
AUGGGAAGGUCAGACUCAGCAUUGUGGUCAAGAAAGAUUAGAAUUUUUCCACGCUGAAUUUAACACACGUGCGUGUCAGUAUGUAGGUUGGAAACGAAAGGACCUUUAGACAAAUGACGUCAUAUGUUGUGUUACUGCCUGAUCCACGCAAAGACAGACUCGGGUCAAACCACGGCCGACUUGAAACACCAACGACACGUUGAACUUUCACGAAACUACACGGUGGUUUCGAACACAGUCGAGUUGGGAACAUUCUUGCCAUGUCUGUUCAACAGUGUUUAGCUUGCAACGCAGUGGUUCCCAGAUCAAGCAAGUCAUGUCAGUGUGGUCACGUGUUCGAAGACGUCAGACAAAUUGCAGGGAAGAGAUUUUCAGAAUAUCGCGCCGAGUUGUACUGGCGACUGGAAAGCAAACGAAUGAAAGCCUUGUCAAAGGAAAAUACGCCAUUUGUAAACGAGGUGACGCCUACGGACCAAAACAAUAACGUGCGGGACGAGGACAACAAAGGAUCGAAUAAGGAGGUUGUGAAGGAGCCAUCUGCUCGCGGGUUAACAGAAGUCUCAAGGAAAAGGAUGUUUCAGCCCAGAGUCAAAGGCCUGUAUUCUGCAAGUAAAGGAGACCGUAAGUCGUCUACAAUGACGUACUCUUACGUACAACCCAGCAAUGAUAAAGCAGUCUCACCUGAAGAACUGCGCAGGCUCUCUAAAGCUCUGGAAGAAAUCAACAGAAAGAUUCACUCACAGAAUCUGGUGUGGAAAACCUUACUUUAAAAAGUUGGUGAAUUUUGACAACAAGCCGUGAUAUGGGCUAGCUGUUGGAGAUGCUUGUUGGUAGUUGUUGCUGAUCUGUGUUUGAAAUCAUUUGUUGUGAACAACUAUCAGUUUAUUCUGUCUCUUUUCGAGUUCCGUGAGGGAUCAUUCCGGCUAAGACGGUGUCCUUACUGAUGAAAUGAACGUAAAUGGAGCGGUAUCUCUGAAACCGCUGUUGACAAGAAUCAUGGCAUGGCGAUUGUUUAAAACACCUGUUGAAGUUCAUCGCUACAAAUAAAACCACUGGAUAAUUUG